Labrus mixtus (cuckoo wrasse) is the source of this 3188-nucleotide messenger RNA. RefSeq names its product LYL1 basic helix-loop-helix family member (gene lyl1). Gene Ontology annotation, biological process: regulation of transcription by RNA polymerase II. Gene Ontology annotation, molecular function: RNA polymerase II cis-regulatory region sequence-specific DNA binding; protein dimerization activity; DNA-binding transcription factor activity, RNA polymerase II-specific. Bases 833 to 2176 code for a protein of 447 amino acids. NCBI's taxonomy places the organism in Eukaryota, Metazoa, Chordata, Actinopteri, Labriformes, Labridae. The transcript has 4 exons. The record is from RefSeq and is a predicted model, not a curated record.
CCAGUACCAGAGGAGCCCUCAGACUGGCAGCCGGCUGGAGCAUUGUGUCUUGUUGGCGUAAGGAGUGAGAGGACAGACAGACUGACAGGACAGUCGAUGAGAGAGACAGAGAGAAAGAGAGAGAGAGAGAGAGAGAGAGAGAGAGAGUAGUGAUCAUGACAAGGACGAGGGGGAAAGCAGAGACCCUCAACACCCACCUCCACGCCUUGUUCACAUAAAGGAGCAACUUCACAACAAAAUCUAAUAAAUGAACUUGGAUUAUUUAUUCUUAGGGUGUGACGUGGGUUCUGAUGUGAGAGGUUGAGAGACAGAGAGACAGAGAGACAGAGAGAGAGACGCUGACAGGCUGUAGAGGAGUGUGAGCGACCUGAGGAGGAGCGAGAGGAGCAGGAGGUUAAACACUGAAGACAUACAACAUGUGCUGCGUUCACAGACCACUUGAACUCUGCUGGACGUCUGCAUCACAGACAGUCAGCUCUUUGAUAUAAAUCCAAUCUUCAGCGCUUUGAGACGUCAUGAAUGCUUGAAAGGACUUUGACUCACAUCCUCGAAAUACACACAAACAGAUCGAGUGUCAAUAAGAGCGGCCACUGGAGACUCGUUCAGAACCUUGAGUCUGCCGCUCAGGAUGUACAGUAAGAAAAAUCCACGUCAGAUCAGACUGCAACAACCCCCACAGCUGCGUUCUGCACCGCGAGGCGACACGGCGACAAACAGAAAAGAAACAUUUGAUGUGUUGGCUCCUUCUGUCGUGUUGGAUUUUGUAAUUUAAUCAAACACAAACAUAACAACACAAGUUUGGACUAAAUACAACAGGAGGAGGAGUACCACCAUGAUGGAGAAGCUGAACCCCAGCUGCCCACCUGCUUCACCCCCCACCCUUCCCCGCUCCCCCUCAUCUUCCUCCACCUCCUCCCCCUCCUGUGCCUCUGUGGAGCAGAGCAGUCCCCUUCAGAACAAGACUUCAGCCUCCCCACAAGACAUGAGCAGCCCCGAGACACACAACGGACACACGGAGGUUUCUGCUGCCACAAAAAUCAGCCACAGCUCCGAUACUCCUGCUGCACCUGAGCCCGUCAUGAUGGAGCCGGAGGAGGAGGAGGCGGAGGCGGAGGAGAAGCCAGGAGAACCAAGCAACACCACAACACCUGCUGCUUCUGCCUGCAGGUCUCCCCCUCUCUCGUCCCCGCCUCCCCUCCUCCCUGCACCAGCCAAGACCUCCCUGUGCCGUCUUCCUCUUCCACCGUCCACCACCCCCCUCCCUUCAUCCUCUCCUCUUCCUCCACACAUUCCAGUCAUCAGCCUGGGUCACAGCAAACCUCCUCUCCCGCUCCCGAAUACCCCUUUGACUGCCCUCCACCCCAUCCCCAACCUGCUGCACGGCCGCCGCAGUCAGCUGACCUACAUGCCUGUGUCCAGCCCCGGAGCCUCUGGAUCGUCUGCGGCCGCUGGGGCCCCUUCAGCUCUGUCCCCGGGGCCCCUGAUGCCUCAGCAGUACCUGUCGGCACACUCCUUCUUCACCAGUUCUUUCCUGGGUCACCCAGCAGGAAACUAUGGGGUCAUCACCAGCAGCAGGAUCAAACGGAGACCCUCGUCACACUUUGAGAUGGAAAUCAGUGAAUGUCCACCUCAGAAACUUGCUCGUCGUGUCUUCACCAACAGCCGCGAGCGGUGGCGGCAGCAGAACGUGAACGGAGCUUUCUCCGAGCUGAGGAAGCUCAUUCCGACGCACCCACAUGACAAAAAGCUCAGCAAGAAUGAAAUCCUGCGUCUGGCUGUCAAGUACAUCAACUUCUUGGUCACUCUGCUCAAUGAUCAGGCCCAGGACAAGAGACGGGACUCAGCCGAGGAGGAGGACGAAGAGGAGGAGGAGGAGGAGGAGGAUGAAAGCACGACAGCAGGGUCGGACAGGAGCAAACAGAACCCCCUCUUCAAGUGCCACACUCCCCCUCAGGCGCCAUCCUCCGACCACCCCGCCUUGGCGACCGUGCACAGAGACAGAGACUCAACAGACUCAGUCAUCGCUCUGGCUAACUCCCCAGCUACAUCCAGUUGCUAUGGUGACACGGACAGUGAGGAAAGCUGCAGGGUAAAGACCUCUUUGGUGACCAAUGGCAUUCUGGGAAAAGUAAAGGGUCAGAGAAGGAUGGUGGCAUCGACACAUGAUGAGCGGUGACACCUGAAGACAGCAGACAGAGAGGUGUGCUGUCGCUGGGAGUUUUCAUGUCACACUGUCCUCCACAGUCACUGACUGACGAGCCGGUGAUUCUCUUUUCAGCCACACAGUGUUUGAAGACUAAUUCCCUUUUAGUGUGAGUGAUUGAGAGAGGGAGUUUUAGCAAUAUUUGGCCGUUUCAGCUUUCUGGUGUUUGCAGACAUCGUUGGUGUGGCUUUGUGUUUCAGGAAAAUACUGAACCGUGCACAAUUUAAAACGUACUUUUAAUAUCUAAGAAAGGUCAUAUGGAUCCAUUACAAAGAAAACAAAACAAGUUCCUAGAAAUCGAACAAGAUUGUCUCAUGCUGGAUUUAUGUAAGAAAUGUUGUUUUUAAUGUGUGAACAAUUUAAAAAGUAACCUCCCCUCCUUCUGCAGACUCGUAAACAUCUGGAUAUUAAGAUUUCUUUUGACUCAGAAUGCAGCUUUCAAAAUGCACAUAAUAAUGAAAAGUCUGCUUUGUCUGAGUGAAGUGACAUAAAGUGACAGAAACUAUCUCGCCUGCAGAGAAAUGAUGGAAACGCAUUUUACAUGCGUGCAAGCUUGAGCUUUUUUCUGACGGUCAGAGAAGCAGCGGCGGUGGUCCCGCCCUGACAUUGUGACACACAUGCAACGGACAGAAAUAAAGUGUGUUUAAGUUUGCUGUUCCUUAUUUGACAUCCUCUUCUUGCUCGCUAAACGCUGCUCUGUGUCAGCAUGAUUUCUCAACAUAUUCCAAAUGUUUUGCCAAGUUUGCCAAAUGUUUAGGGAACAUUCGUGACCCCUCAUAUUGUUCAGAAGAAUCUCAGCACACAAUAAUCCCCCAAAAACAUCAGAUUGUUGAUGGAUUAAGAAAAGCUACUGAAAUAUUUGAACCACUCAAAGAUCAACAAAACUGACUUCUGAGUUAGUUUGUUUCUAUAUGCUGCUAACCAGAAUCGAGGUUUGAUAUGUCAUGCUGAACUUUGAGCAUAAAUAAAUUGUGAUGUAACAUCA